This is a messenger RNA of Vanessa atalanta (red admiral), 1770 nucleotides long. RefSeq names its product probable hydroxyacid-oxoacid transhydrogenase, mitochondrial (gene T3dh). Lineage: Eukaryota; Metazoa; Arthropoda; Insecta; Lepidoptera; Nymphalidae. The record is from RefSeq and is a predicted model, not a curated record. The coding region runs from base 295 to 1683 and encodes 462 amino acids. Gene Ontology annotation, cellular component: mitochondrion. The transcript is spliced from 8 exons. Gene Ontology annotation, molecular function: metal ion binding; alcohol dehydrogenase (NAD+) activity.
UAAUAUUUUAUUUUUGUAUUACAUAUCUUAGGUAUCUUAAAUGUUUUUAAUGUCUUCACAUUUGAAUGUCACUGGGAAAGUAUACAAACAUUAAACGAUAACAAGUAGAUAAUUUAAAAUAUGUUUUCGAGGCACUUAUCGUGUAUUAUGUCAAUUUAUUAUCAGUACCUUUGAGCUAUAAGUAUAUAACAGUACGCAAUUAGCUAGAUACAUUAAGUAAAUGUGCAAUGUCUUAAGAUAAACCUACGUUGGGAAUUUCGGUGUCAAAUUCGUUUAAAUUUUCGUUUACUCGUCAUGGCUGCCCGUAAAAGAGUAUUUGACUUAUUAAGAACUAUAAACGUUGCUACGUGUCAAUGUCCUGCACACAGCCACACAGGAAAUUUUCAAGUUACCCAUUCAUCAUUAUCAAAAGAUUAUGCUUUUGAGAUAAAAUGUUCUACAGUGAGAUAUGGACUGGGUGUUACAAAGGAAGUUGGUCAAGACCUAGUCAAUCUGGGAUCAAAAAAUGUCUGUGUUAUGACUGAUUCCAAUGUUGUAGCAUUAAGUCCUAUGAAGGCAGUUCUAGACUCUUUGACAAAAAAUGGAGUUAAUUAUAAAGUGUAUGAUAAAGUGAAAGUGGAACCUUCUGAUUCAAGCUUCAAAGACGCUAUCAAAUUUGCAAAAGAAGGCGAAUUUGAUAGCUUUGUGGCAAUUGGUGGAGGGUCAGUGAUGGAUACUUGUAAAGCAGCAAAUCUCUACUAUUGUGACCCUAAUGCAGAAUUUCUUGACUAUGUUAACCAACCAGUGGGUAGAGGAAAGCCGGUUACCGUUCAGCUGAAACCGUUAAUUGCGAUACCAACAACAAGUGGCACAGGGAGCGAGACCACUGGGAUGAGCGUGUUUGAUUAUGAGGAAAUAAAUGCCAAGACAGGCAUUGCACACUCGGCGUUACGUCCAAUUCUAGCCCUUAUAGACCCCUUGCACACACUUACAGUACCUCGAAAUGUGGCAAUAUACUCAGGAUUCGAUAUAUUCUGCCAUGCUCUCGAGAGCUUCACAGCCAUACCGUACACAGAAAGGGGACCUGCACCAGAAAAUCCAGCACUGCGACCAGUUUAUCAAGGAAGCAAUCCAAUAUCAGAUGUUUGGUCUCGAUUUUGUCUGCAGGCGCUUCAUAAAUACUUUACGCGUUCGGUGAAUAACCCCGAUGACAUAGAGGCUCGAUCAAGCAUGCAUCUUGCAGCGACGAUGGCUGGAGUGGGUAUUGGCAAUGCUGGUGUUCACCUUUGCCAUGGCUUGGCUUAUCCUAUCGCCGGAAAUGUUAAAACUUAUGUGCCUGAAGACUACGGCUCUGAACCAAUAAUACCCCACGGGUUAGCAGUUACCGUGACAGCACCAGCUGUGUUCCGUUUUACUGCUGCAAGUGAUCCUGACAAGCACCUCGAAGCAGCACAGCUCCUCGGCACGGAUAUAUCUGCGAAGAAACAGGCGGAUGCUGGCAAAGUACUCGCUGAUACUAUUCUAAGCUAUAUGGAUAAACUGGGCAUUGGAAAUGGACUGUCAAGCUUGGGCUACAAUAUAGAGGAUAUUCCGAAGCUGGUUAAAGGAGCCCUACCUCAGCAUCGCUUGCUAAAAAUAGCUCCUGUACCACAAUCUGAAGAAGACUUAACGAAACUCCUAGAGGACUCCUUGACUAUAUACUGAUUGUUAUUAAUAAAACAAUUAAAAUAAUAGUUGUUGUUACUGUUACCAAUUUAUUCAAUGUUAUCAAUAAAAGAAUAUAACAAUUAA